Messenger RNA from Fusarium coffeatum, 1605 nucleotides. RefSeq lists its product as uncharacterized. The record is from RefSeq and is a predicted model, not a curated record. Gene Ontology annotation, cellular component: membrane. The transcript is spliced from 5 exons. Gene Ontology annotation, biological process: transmembrane transport; carbohydrate transport. NCBI's taxonomy places the organism in Eukaryota, Fungi, Ascomycota, Sordariomycetes, Hypocreales, Nectriaceae. Bases 1 to 1605 code for a protein of 534 amino acids. Gene Ontology annotation, molecular function: carbohydrate:proton symporter activity.
AUGGUCAACGUUGGUAGUGCCGCCGAUCCCAUCGUCACCCGCCUCGUCGAGGAGGAUAAGGUGCCAUGGUACAAGAAGCCCAAUCUUCGUAUCCUCUACGUCUGGUUGUUCUUCUGUUGUAUGGGUGUUGAGAUGACCUCUGGUUUCGAUUCUCAGCUCAUCAACACUCUGCAAUACUCGCAGACCUUCCAUCACUAUCUUGGUGGUGGACGAAUGGACGACAAAGGCAAAUAUGCCAUCGAGCCCGGUAUGCUUGGCUUUGUCAACUCCUGCUACCAGCUCGGUUCCAUCUUUGCCGUCCCGGUUGCACCCUGGUUUGCUCAGAAGUACGGUCGACGAUGGUCCAUCAUGCUUGGUUCUCUCAUCAUGGUUGUCGGUGCCAUUAUCCAAGGAUUCGCCCAGCACGUUGGCAUGUACAUCGUUGCUCGUAUGAUUCUCGGAGCCGGAAUCCUUUUCUGUAUCAUUUCUGGUGCCGCUCUCAUCGGAGAGCUGGGUUACCCCAAGGAGCGUGCUACCUUGACCUCUCUUUUCAACUCCUCCUACUUCAUUGGUCAAAUCACCGCCUCUGCCAUCGCCAUGGGCACCACCUCUAUCAAGACCAACUGGGCCUGGAGAAUCCCUUCCCUUCUCCAGAUCUGCCCAUCUCUGAUUCAGAUUGCCACUGUUUUCCUCCUGCCUGAAUCUCCCCGUUUCCUCAUCUCCAAGGACCGCACCGAGGAGGCCGCCGAGGUUCUCAUCAAGUACCACGCCGAGGGCAACCGAGACUCCCAGCUCGUCCAAGCCGAAAUCGUACAGAUCCGUGAGACAAUCAAGGCCGAGAUGGAAGCUUCCAAGCAAUCCUGGCUCGAGGUUGUCCGCACCGCCGGUAUGCGUCGUCGAUUCGUUGUCACCAUCUUCAUCGGUCUCUUUACUCAGCUUUCCGGUAACACGCUUAUGAGCUACUACUCUUCAAAACUCUUCGAACUCAUGGGAUACACCUCCGACUGGACAAAGACCCGCAUCAACCUUGCUAACGCUUGCUGGAAUUUGAUGAACGCCACGGCCCUUGCUCUUAUCGUCCCUCGCUUCAAGCGUCGAAACAUGUACAUGCUUUCAGCCUCGCUCAUGUUGCUCGUAUUCAUCGCCAUUACCGUCUCGCUCCAGCAAAUCCAAGCAACCCCUGAAGGCCAAAAGAACAACUCUGCUGGUAUCGCUGCGUUGUUCUUUUACUUUGCCUACUCGCCAACCUACAACAUUGGAAACAACGCCCUCACCUACACCUACCUUGUCGAACUUUGGCCAUAUGCCAUGCGAUCCCGUGGUAUCGGUGUCCAGCAAAUUUUCGGAAAGCUCGCCGGUUUCUUCUCCACCAACGUCAACUCCAUCGCUCUCGAUGCCAUUCAGUGGAAGUACCUUGCCAUCUACUGUGGUUGGAUCUUCUUUGAGUUCUGCAUUGUCUACUGGCUCUACCCCGAAACCAGUGGCCGCACCCUGGAGGAACUUGCUUUCCUGUUCGAGGACGAUCAACUCAAGGAGAAGGCCACUGCCGCUGUCGAGAAGCAGAUUCACUUUGGAGAUACCAAGGACGAGCAUCAGACUCAGGUUCAGACCAAGGAGGUCGCUUAA